This is a messenger RNA of Lottia gigantea (owl limpet), 3429 nucleotides long. RefSeq lists its product as hypothetical. The transcript has 22 exons. Lineage: Eukaryota; Metazoa; Mollusca; Gastropoda; Lottiidae. Gene Ontology annotation, biological process: proteolysis; extracellular matrix organization. The record is from RefSeq and is a predicted model, not a curated record. The annotation marks the transcript as partial. Gene Ontology annotation, molecular function: metalloendopeptidase activity. Gene Ontology annotation, cellular component: extracellular matrix.
GAAUAUGAAAUUGUGAUACCAGAAAUCUUCAGUUUAGAAGGUGAAGAAUUUUCCAACGAAAUUUACAACAAACGUCAUAAAAGAAGCUUAAAGCAACAUCAUCUAUUAAAAGUCAACAUCAGUAGUCUUCAAGAACAGUUUGAAAUUGACUUAUGGGAAAACAAGGAAUUAUUAGCACCAGGGUUCAAAGUUUACCAUCGGAAAGACAAGGGAAAUAACUCUGUGAAUUAUGAAGAAACAACGACAGUAUUGGAAGAAGACGAGACAGCAUGUCAUUAUACUGGAAAUGUUACAUCACAUGAAAAUAACACUGUAGCAUUGUCUAUGUGCGAUGGCAAAGGAAUGAAAGGUGUAAUAAGAACAGCAGAAGAAGACUAUAUAAUAGAACCUGUAGAACAUCAUAUUAUCAUGGGUUUUGAUAUGAAUAAAAAACUCAAGAAACUUGGUUUACCUCAUAAAUUAUAUAAAAGAUCAACAUUACAAUCCUCACAGUCUCAUUAUGAACAUCAUAAACAUCAAUACUCUGGUAAGUGUAGGAAAAUUUCAUCAUUUUCAUUAGGAGAGAAUCCUUACACAGAUCCAGUACAUAGAGAGAAAAGAUCAUCAUUUAAAUGGAUCCAGAAAGAAAAUAAAGAACCUAAAACUGUGGAGACAUUGGUAGUGGUUGAUAAAACAAUGUUCCAUAAACAUGGUGAUUCCAACAUAACAACUUAUACUCUUACUUUAUUUAAUAUGGUAUCUAAAUUAUUCCAGGACAGUAGUCUUGGUAACAGUAUUAAUAUUGUACUGGUUGGGUUGAUAUUAUUAGAAGGUGAUGAGCCUGGUCUAUCUAUAACUAAUCAUGCUGAUAAAACAUUAAAUAGUUUUUGUUCCUGGCAGUCUGUAUUAAUUGGCGCCAAUGGUCGACAACAUGAUCAUGCUAUAUUAUUAACUGGACUGGAUCUAUGUUCUUACAAAAAUGCCCCUUGUGAUACUCUGGGAUUUGCUCCUAUAGAAGGAAUGUGUAAUAGAAUUAGAAGUUGUACUAUUAAUGAAGAUACUGGUUUAGCUACUGCUUUAACUAUAGCGCAUGAAAUAGGCCACAAUUUUGGUAUGUUUCAUGAUGGGGAAAGUAAUUAUUGUAAACAUUCAGCAGGAUCUAUCAUGUCUCCUACAUUGAUGGGCAAGGACGGCAAAUUCAGUUGGUCUGUGUGUAGUAAAGCUUAUUUACUGAGAUUCUUAAAUACACCUCAAGCAGAUUGUUUACAAGAUAAACCUAAACAUGUAGCAGAAUUAAAGUUUCCUGAGAAAUUACCUGGUGAACUAUAUAAUGCUGAUACUCAGUGUAAAUGGCAGUUUGGUACUAGAGCUAGAUUAUGUACCUAUGAUUUCGGAAAGGAUAUCUGUAAAGCUCUAUGGUGUUUCCGUGGUAACAAGAGAUGUGAAACUAAGUUUUUACCAGCUGCUGAAGGAACAUCAUGCGGGUCGGGUAUGUGGUGUCGUCAAGGUAGCUGUGUGAAAUAUGGUAAAGAAGGACCUAUACCAGUCAAUGGAGGAUGGUCAAAAUUUAAAAAUUGGACUGAAUGUACAAGGUCAUGUGAUCAAGGUGUUAUGACGAGAGAAAGACAAUGUAACAGUCCUUUACCUCAAUAUGGUGGAGAAACAUGUGAAGGAAAAGAUAAAGAAGUCAAACUUUGUAAUGUUCAUAAAUGUAGUAAGAAAGAAGAUUUCCAUGCUAAACAAUGUACUAUUUAUAACAAGAAACCAUUCAGAGGUUGGCAGUUACAAUGGAAACCACAUCGUAAAGUUGUCAAUAAUGGUGAUCCCUGUAAAUUAUAUUGUAUGGCUGAAACAUUUAACUAUGUAUUUACUAUAAAACAUCCGGCAGUUGAUGGUACACCUUGUGGUUCUGUUGAUAAUAAAAUCUGUAUUAGUGGUGCUUGUAAGAUGGUUGGUUGUGAUAAUGAAAUAGGAUCAACAGCAACUCAUGAUAUGUGUGGUGUUUGUAAGGGAGAUAACUCUACAUGUAAAUUAGUUACUGGCAAAUAUACACAACAACCUACAUUAAAUCGAUAUUUUCCAAUUGUUGUUAUACCAAAAGGAGCUCGGCAUAUUUUAGUCAGUGAAAUGAAAAUCUCAUCAAAUUAUUUAUCUAUAAGAAAUAUUUAUGGUGCGUAUUAUUUAAAUGGUGACAGACGUGUUGCCUGGCCUGGUAGAUACAAACUAGGGGGCGCUGUGUUUGAAUAUGAACGUCCAUACAGUAAACCAGAAACAUUAAAAUCUGAUGGUCCACUUGGUGAAGAUCUUAUUGUUGAGAUGUUGGUACAAGAUCAUAACCCAGGUGUGACCUAUCAGUAUACAGUACCACAGAAAACAGUUAGAUCACGUCAAACAUCACCACCACCAGUUUAUAAAUGGAGUGUAUCUUCUACUACAUGUAGUGAGCCUUGUGCUGGUGGUAAAAAGACAGUGACAGCAGUAUGUUAUAGAAACACUAGAGAAAAAGUUGAUCCUUCAUAUUGUAGAAAUGAGAAAAAACCUGAUGAUGGAGUUCAACCAUGUAAUGUUAAACCUUGUAAACCUAGAUGGAUACCAUCAGAAUGGCAGACGUGUACAAGGUCAUGUGGAGGAGGCAAGCAAGUACGAAAAAUAACUUGUCGACAGAAAAUAAGUUUAAAUAAAGAUAGAAAAUUACGCCGAAAAUAUUGCCGACAUUUACCAAAACCGUCCAAGAAAAGAGUUUGUAAUAAUCAUCAAUGUCCAUCAACAUGGCAUGUUGGGAAAUGGUCUAAGUGCUCAGUAAACUGUGGUAUUGGUAAACAACAAAGAAAAGUUUUAUGUAGAAAUAAACAACAUAGAGGUUUUAGAAUAUUACCAGAGAAUAUGUGUAAAGUGAAUGAGAAACCUCCUAAAACAAGACCCUGUAAAAAACGACAGUGUGUCAGAAGAUACGAAUGGAUCAUAUCACCAUGGGGACCAUGCUCAAAAACCUGUGGUCAAGGUCGUAGAACACGCUUUAUCAAGUGCAAUGCUGUCAACUCAAAUGGAAAGCGUAAAUAUGUUCAAGAUAGACAUUGUGGAAGAAUUCCGAAACCUAACUUCAGAUUAGAAGAGGCCUGUUGGCUUGUAACCUGUCCCCAAGCCUUAUUAGCUAUGCAGAGACAUACCUGGCAUGUUUCUGAUUGGACUCAGUGUUCAGCCAGUUGUGGAAGAGGUAUACAAAGAAGAAAUAUUAAAUGUGUUGAUAAUAUAGCUCAUUCCAGAUCUAAUCUCUGUGUACAACGCCUCAAACCAACUACCUCAAAACAGUGUGACAGUGGACCAUGUCCUAUACAGGAUCAACCAUCAUGUACUGAUAAGGAAGUAUGGUGUCACCUUGUCUUACACCAUAGAGCUUGUGGUCAACAGUAUUACAGAAGUCGAUGUUGUAAGACUUGUGAGAGGUCCUGA